Molecule: messenger RNA, 7760 nt
Organism: Helicoverpa zea (corn earworm)
Lineage: Eukaryota; Metazoa; Arthropoda; Insecta; Lepidoptera; Noctuidae
Exons: 2
Coding region: 4838-6619 (593 amino acids)
Molecular function (GO): zinc ion binding
Source: RefSeq, a predicted model, not a curated record
GCUUCAGUGUUAAGUGCCAAUCUGUAAACAGUAACCUGUACAAGUUUCGUCACCAAAUCUCAAUGUGUAGAGGGUCUAACAACCGCUAGGUUAUGCCAUUCCAUCCAUCAUUUUUGGAGAUGGGAAUUUGAUCCAGAAACCAAACUCAAUUACGACAAAAGUGGUUCCACAUUUUUGGCUUCUUGGUGUGUCAGAUUCCUUUCGAUAUUUUUGUAGCUCUGCCGUUUGUAAUUUCUCUGGUUCCUCUCUAUUUGGCACUGACAUGUUUAAAUAUGGUUCAUGACUAUUGGUGUAGGAAUGUGACCUAUAAACAAAUGUUAGCUUAGUUUUGCUAAAUAUUUCGGUAGCUUUUAAAGUUAACUCGCUAUUAUGUAUCACUGCUUUACUGUCAACUUAAUAUAGACCGUGCUAUUAAUACCAUGGAUAAGUAUGUAGGUUCAUAUAAUUUAUAAUGGACUUUAUAUUUUGGACUGUAUUUGAAAAAAUUGUACAUUACACUAUUUAAGUAAUGUAAUUUUCACUUUUAGAUCUCUAUUGGUUUAAUCAGAUUCCUGGUUUAUGUUCCUGUUUACGAAAGAUGAUUUUGAAAAAUAACUAUUUUUACAAAAGCAGAAAAUAGCAAAAUGCCAUUUUAUACAAUCGUGAAUAAUUAUUUUGAUAAGUUCUACCAUAAUCACGUAUUAUUUAACCGAAGUAACCAUUAAUUAUAUUUUUAGUGUUAUCUAUAUAGAAUUAAGAAUUAUAUUGAAGAUCAUGGAAAAGUGCCUUUGACUAAACGUGUCUUUAAAAUUAGAAGUAACAUCAAUGUUUACGUUUAUUCCUUUGUAGUAACUCGUGUGAUAUUUUCGUUUGCCUUUCGAUAACGCAUCCAGUAUUAUCAUUGUGAUCGAUCAAGCAUUUUUAUAGUUAGUAGAUUAGUUGAGUACAUAUUCUUGCAUUUAGCACUAGGAAUUUAAGUCUACAAUGAAUGUAUCUGGCACUUGUGUCUAUUUUUAUAACAUAUCCGUAGUUUUGAUAAGAUGUGUAUCAAUGUCAUAGAAGUAUUUUUUCAGUAUCAAAUUAUUGAGUGUAUGGCUUCAUCAUACCGAUCUUUGAUGAAGGAAGAAUAUUCGUAUUUGUAUUCAUAAUGUAGUAUACUAGAGGCUAUGUAUACGCACUAAACAUGUAGAGGGUAAUUCUAUCACAACUAAUGUAUCCGGUUUUUAUAUUCGGUAAAAUUAGUGAUAAAAAUUGCUGUGAAUUUUGCUGUCAUUAAUUGCAUAAGGUUAUAAUUUUGAUUCUAGUUGGUCUGCGAAACGCUGGUCUCAUUUAUUUUGUAGUGAAACAUUAAUGGACCCAAAGUAAAACCCUGUGUCAUUCAUAAAAUUUUGAGUUAUAAGUCAAUAGUUAUAUGUUUUAUUCCAAAAGGAUAAGAAAUGUUUAAGAAGCUUUUCUUCUUGUAUUUUACAAAUAAUUGUGCGAAUGGUGACAUUAUAGAUACAUAUUUUUAAAUCAGCAGCUUUGGGAUGGUGAACGUAUUCAUAAGUCUUAGAGUUUAUUCUUAUAGUGAUGUUAGCAAGUAGCUGAAAAUUCGUGUCAUAAAAAUAUGAUGAAAAUAAUCAUUAUACUAAGACUGCAUGCUUGAUGUUUGUGAUAUUACGGCAUUUCGUUUGGAUCUCAUUUUUUAAAUUUACUGAUUUCAAGACUGUAACCAAUUUAUGCACUUUUGUAUACGAACUUAGUCAGUAGAAGAACACUUAUCUUUAGGUUAGAUUUUUAAAUACUAUUUUAAGUACAUUUUGUUUGAGCCCGAGAACAGAUACUGGAAAUUUAGUCUAUAGUGGGUUAUAAUCUAUUCUUCACAUGUAAACGACUAACCAAUAACCGCUAUUGUAAUCCUCGUAUUCUUAAUUAACUAAUUAUUAUGUAGCUUUAGAUCAUUCAACUAUUGUUAAUUUCUUGGUAACUUGCAUUAAACAUUUCAACGAUUUUUGACUCAUUGAUUUUUUAAUGAAAUCCAAACAUGCGCUAGGAACAAUUAAAGACUCAAGUCACGAUGAGGAUAGCCUAAAUUUUUACUCAGACUAAAAAAAGGGUAAUGUUAAUAUUUAUUUCUCAGGGCACCAAGCCGAACUAAUAGAACUAACCAACGGUAAGAAAUUGAUACUGUUAGACGGGUAUCCUUUCUACAAGAAACAGCCAAGCAAGGAUGGCCACCGCUGGUGUUGCAGCAAGAGCCACUGCAAAGCCUUCUUGCGAGUCAGCCACGAUCUUCAACUGCAGUUCAUCUAUAAUGAGCAUGCUCACCCUCCUACAAAAUUCUGCCAAUCUGCGAGCGGACAAUACGUUCGAAUCUAGAUUAAUCUUUGUUCCAGCUUUUAAACAAGUAAUCUCUAUUUGCUGUUUUCUUUGUUUAAGGUUUUCUAUCAAUUUAUACCAACAAAUGGUUUAGCUUUCCUAAAAUAAAUACUUAGUUCAUUAUUUAAUUCAGACACCUUUAAUUCGUUGAUUAGCAUCAACAACUUUGCCCCCCCUUUUUAGUCGCAAUGAAUAGAAAGUGUCAAGUAUGCGGGCAACUGAUCAGGCUUGUUAAUGGGAAGCAACUGUUCGUUCUGAAUGGCUACACUUACUAUAAACGAUGGUCUGUGGAUAAUGGCUUGAACCGGAGGUGGUCAUGUACGAACUCUGGGAAAUGCAAUUCUUACGUCCAUGUCGACAAUGAUAUGAAUGUCGUCUAUGUCUCUAAGCAUCAACAUCAGCAUCCGAGGAGGUAUCUCCACAUGAAUCCAAGUGGAUUGUAUCAUAGGAUGUGAAUUUAUAAGACUUUCCUCCAAAGAUAUGUUAUUUAAAACAGUAGUUCUUAAGUAAUAUCUUAUUUAUAAAUAAUUUAGGAAGUGAAAUUGCUUUCGUUCAGAUUUUAGCUAGAGAGAGAUUUCGUUAAAAGAGAUAAGAGUGUGUAUUAAGAAAAUAUGUCUUUGUGUUUUCAUGUAAAACCCUAUCCACGAUAUAUAAUGUAUAUGAAUAUCCACAAUAUACAUAGAUGGUUUUAUGUUUAUUUAUGAUUAUCUUAUAAUAAAAAAAUGAAGUCUUGAAAGUACAUAAAUUUUGUGUCCAUUCAGAAUUUUAUUUAGAUUCCGGAUCCCUGUACAUACAAUGCAAAUACUAGCCUUAGAUACUGAAGCUGAGCUUUUUUAAUAUGUAGAGUAAAAAAUGCUUUCAAAACUGCAAAUAUGUUACAAUUUCAGUUAACAUAUUCAUGACGACUCGGGGAAAGGAGCGAUUAAUCUACCACGACUACACCUAUUAUAAGCAGAGUAGGACAAAGAGUGGAUUCCGAUGGGGUUGCACCAAGAACAGGUGGCACAAAUGUAAGGCCUACCUGCAUUUGGCAGAUGAUAUGACGAUCGUAAGGAGUAAUAUGAAUCACACGCAUUCACCUUUUAGUACCCCGGUGAGGAAAAGAAUGAGACAACGGAAAAAUUCAGAUGAUUAAAAAGAAGGGAUUUCACCUAUCUUAUUAUCUGGCAGAUCUUUUUGGACUAUGGAAGUGUUGGUUCUUUUAGAUGUAAUUAAUUCUUCAAAAUAAAGUACGCCUAAACAGUAUUUGUACGAAAGCUCAACAACUGAUUUGAAUCUAUUUUGUGGGCAUAGAACUGAGAAUCCAUUCUAAGCCGGUCACCUUCAAGGUUAUCGAUCCAUGUAGUCAAAGCAUUCCAUUAAAUGUUUCUUUUUUUAAGAGAUCUGAGUAUUCGCCGUCUUCGCGAAAGAUUUAACUUGUAAAGUUGUGCUUACGAAUCGUAUUUUUUGUAGGUGUUAACAACCAAGAUAUGUCAACCGUAGUUCUUCGUUCAUGUCCCAAUAUUCUGUCUGUUAAUUUCCUUUCUAGUGAAAGUAAUUUGGCAUUACUUGUAUGGGUCAAAUGUCAAAAUUCUAACUCUAGUAAGCAAAAUAAUGGAUAGAUAGGAUAUCGGAAGCAGCCGCAACAAGUCUUCCCUGUAUAAGUUGAGUUACAUGUAUGAUACAGAAAUGUACAAUUUGAUUUAGUUGUUGUAACAUUGUAAAUACUGAUGUCUUCUUAAACGCUGUCGUCCGCUGAAAGAAAGCUAGAUAAUGUGUGAUCUUUUAAAGUUAAGACGUUAAUCUUAGUAUUAUUCUAUGACAUACGUAAUUAACUGAUAGAGCUUAUUUUAAUCUGUGCAAUGCAAGUACGUGCUAUUAUUUUUAUGCGGGGAAUUAUAAAACGAGCGAUUAAAAAAAAGCUUUGCGACUGAUGAUGACAUACUGCAUUAAUAACUUGAGCGGUAUGAAUUUGAGUAAGCGAAAAAUUAACUAAACUAACAACGAAUAUUGAUUAAUAAUAAAAUCCAGAACGAGCUUACAAAAAGUGGAUUGUGAUAAAUCCAUUUCAUAUUAUAAAAUUUUAUCCGAGCGACUACAUUACUAAGUGAGCGUCUGGAAAUACAGAGAGGAAGAGGGCAACUUCAAUAUUAAGAUAGAAUCGAUUUUUCUGAGGUUAUACAUAACGUAGGUACUACUAAAAAGUUCACUUUGAGCAAAGUUUUGUAAGCUGCUUUAUUAAUGAUUAUUGGUUCCUGAUAUUCUAUUUGAUUCUUAUGUUUUUUUAUUUUGAUACGUUUUUUAAUGUUUUCAUACAUUUGUAGUUUUCUACAGAUUGUUAAAUGCGCGUGACUUCAAAUGGGGGCGGGGCGACGAAUCGUUGCUGUCGACCAAGUUGAGCUGCGCACCAAUAGCGGGUUUACCAUUGCCAUGCGCUCGCUCCACUGGUUAGCACGUACGUAAUAUUCGUGCUGCGCAAUUAAUUUGUUUUAAAAUCUUUAACUGCUAUAUUGUUACAAUCAUGAAUAAUUCAAGCUUACCAGGGACAAGUGGUGAUAAUAUGAUUGAAGUUUCAGAGUACCAAAGUGAAUCUGAGAGUGAAACAGAAAUAACAGUGACUAAAAAGCAAAAGAAGACCAAAGAUUGGACAUUUAUAAAACAAUUUUCUAGUGAAGAAGAUGCUUUAAACUUCGUGAAUUCUGAAUGUACUUGGUCGCGGAAUUACACACGUGUCACUGAAGAUGGUCAAAAAAGGUUCUAUCGCUGCAAUAAAGUCAAAAGUAGAGGACCACAAUGCGACGCGGAGCUAUAUUUGUUAUUUGUUAAUGAUGACGUUAAGGUAAAUGUGUAUCAAACUAACUCAGAACAUAACCAUAGUGCUAUUGGCACCCGAGAUACUUACGGCAUUCACGAGAAUACAAAAGAGGAAAUUAAGAAAUUGUUUAAUUUACACUUGAAACCCAAAACAAUUUUAUCAGAACUUGCUAAAAUAGAAAGAAUACAUUUACCAUCAAAAAGGCAAAUCUACAAUUAUUUGUCGAAUCUCAGAGCACAAAAAUUCGGAAAAUCGGGUAUUUGUCUGGGCGAAUUGGAGCAGUGGAUAUUUAAACGUACUGCUAUUCCAGAAGAUGACAACGAGGUGUUUGUCAUUAGUUACCACAUCAUUAAAGGAGAUCAGCCAGGUUUCCGAUUCAAUCUAUCUACAAAAACAUUAUUGAAAACAAUUUUAUUCACGGAACUCAUACACACGGAUGCCACGUCCAAAUUGAUAUGGCAGGGAUUUCCGGUGCUGAUUGUUGGCACUACGGAUAAAAAUCGCGAGUUUCAUCCUAUUUGCUUGGGAGUAGCUACAAAUGACCACCAAGAAGAUUUUCAGACAAUGUUUCAAGGAAUAAAGGACAAAGUUAUGCAAUUAUACAAUUACACAAUGAAACCCAGAGUUCUGAUCUGCGACGCAGCUCAAAGUAUAAAAAACGCAUUUUCAGAUGUUUUUGGUGAAGAACCGACUAUUCGUAUGUGCUGGGCACAAGCUAAAAUAAAUAUACAGAAGAAGGUAGAACAAAUUGUGCCAAAAAAGGAGCAAAAAAGCGUUUUGAGGGAUGUAGAAGCUUUACAUAACGCAGCUUCACUCGACGUCUUUAAUGCCGCUUCGCAAGCGUUCCUUGAGAAAUGGAAAACACAAACCACCUUUGUAAAGUACAUGGAAGAGGAAUGGUUCAGAAAGAAUCGCAAUUGGUUCUUAGGUGCUUCACCUAUGUCGCCUUCGACAAAUAAUGCCCUCGAGUCAUUUAAUAGAAACAUAAAAGACCAUAAUACAUUGCGAGAACAAUUUGCUCUGUCGCGAUUUCUGUCUGUUGCUACCGAUAUGGUAGCCCAGUGGUCAUUAGCAAACUCUUCGUUACCUGAGGCACCUACUAUUGAGCUUGGACAAUGGACGGAAGCUUACGUCUGGGCGAAGAAAAGCAUAAAUAUAGAGGUAGUGGCAUCUGAUCCUACCAAAACAGUAUAUUUGAUUUGCAACGAAAAUGCGACAGAUUUAAACUACAAUGAUCGCUGGCAGACUUUUGACGAGUACAAAAAGCUGUCAGUUGCUUUUCAGAAAACCACACUGCCAAAUUUGGACUGGCAAAAAGGAUCGUGCGACUGUCCCGAAUUUUUCAAUAGAUAUGUAUGCAAACACGUUUUGGGUCUUGCAAUUCGGCUCAAACUAACAACACCACCACUGGAAGCAAAAGGGAUACCCAUUGGACAAAAAAGAAAACGAGGCCGGCCAGCUAAGUCCAAGCCAGUGACGAUAGAGUAGUAGAGCUCCUCAUACUAUCAAUGUUCCUUAGGAUUAAUAACAAGUUUUUAUUUUUGUUAGUUGACUGAAGCGUCUUAUUUUAUUUUUGUUCAUUUGAUGUAAGUAACUGCAUAAUACUUUAGUUUUAACGGAGUGUGUUUUAUUUUAUUACCCUUAAACAAAAAUAACAUUUCUUAGCUAAUAGAAUAGUGUUUCUUCAAAUAGUUAUUUCAUAUUAUUUAUUUUUUUAAUGUGAGCUCCUUAUACUCUGCUCAUUAGUGUAUUUUUCAAAGUGAUUUUUGUAUUCGAAACACUUCAUUUAAGAUAAAAUGCCGCUCAGUAUAAAAAAUACAUUUGCCAAAUAUUGAAAAAAAUGCAGGACGUAACGUUGACACUCAAACAAAUAUUAGUAGGUAAACACUCAAACAAGUAUUUUAAUUAACUCAAAUUAAUGUUUGUAAGAUACUAUUCUGUUGAUUUUUCGUCACUUACAGUCAGUCGCUCAUAAUUAAUUUCUCGCUCGUCGCUAAUUAAUUUUGAUACUUAAAAUUGUAAUUUACAGUCACUCGUUUUAUUGCUACCCUUUUUAUACACGGCAAGAGACCGAUUGAAAUGUAGCGAAAGAAUUUCUGAACGACAAAGAUAAAAAAAUAACUUUGUUUUUAUGAUACCAGAUUUUUUGUUUCAGAACAAAUAUGUAAUUAUUUGAAUAGUAAGGAAAUAUUGCAAUAUACUUGACAUUAAGGUUCAUUUUAUACUAAAAAUAAUUGUUUUUAUGUUAUUUAAUUUCUGGUUAUCAAGCUGUUUUUGCUUGAGGUUGCUAUUUCAAUUUAUUUUUACAUUACGAUAUCUCCUGCGCCAGCUAACCUCUCUGGGAGUAAGCGCUGUGGCUGAAAAUCACCAUUAAGUACAGUUACCUGAUCUCAUUUAGUUUUAUUUUAAAACACAUUUUGAUGGCAACCGUUGUAAAAAUGAUCUCAUCUUUAUUACAUAGUUGUAGGAAAGCCUAGUUAAUACAUUCUAGUCCAUUAUAUAAAGUAUAAAAAAAUAUAUUCAUAAACUAAAUAGUUUAUUCUAGUGUUAAUUAAUUAAUUUUGCACCGUAAUGAUGUUAAUCUUAGUGUCCGCCACUUAAAAAUCAUGGAGCGUUAAUAAAUAUUUUG